AUGGCUAGACUAUGGACUGCAGACGAGACUAUGAAUUUAGCGAGAGCUUGGCUUGAAGUAUCCAAAGAUCCAAACGCAACGAGGUACCAACAAGGGAGAACAUUUUGGUUUCGUUUAAAGUUAGUGUUUAAUAAUCUACAAAAUAAUCAAGGCGAGGAAAGGACCAUUGAGAGUUUGCAAGGAAAAUGGCGGAAGAUGCAUCGGGAUAUUAUGAAUUUCCAGCACAUCGUGGCUCGUUUGAACAACCAAAACAACCAAAACAACCGGAUGGUUCUCGAAAAUGCUUUAGUCGAGUAUAAUCUCACCCAUCCUCAGUUUCUGUACAUCGCGAAGUGGAAUAUUCUACGAGCUAGUGCGAUAUUUAUGAAUUUCUAG
Molecule: messenger RNA, 375 nt
Organism: Erigeron canadensis
Lineage: Eukaryota; Viridiplantae; Streptophyta; Magnoliopsida; Asterales; Asteraceae
Exons: 1
Coding region: 1-375 (124 amino acids)
Source: RefSeq, a predicted model, not a curated record